This is a messenger RNA of Drosophila innubila, 6273 nucleotides long. RefSeq names its product general transcription factor 3C polypeptide 1. Gene Ontology annotation, molecular function: DNA binding. Gene Ontology annotation, biological process: 5S class rRNA transcription by RNA polymerase III; transcription initiation at RNA polymerase III promoter. Gene Ontology annotation, cellular component: transcription factor TFIIIC complex. The record is from RefSeq and is a predicted model, not a curated record. NCBI's taxonomy places the organism in Eukaryota, Metazoa, Arthropoda, Insecta, Diptera, Drosophilidae.
UUGAGGAAUGAUCACAGCUCUAAGAGUAGCGUAUAAUUCGAAAUAAGUUGACAAUGUCGAGUAAAUAAUAAAGAUAGCUUUACGUGAAUCUUUCAAAUGUUUACAACAUCAGCGGGUGGCUCCUGGAUCAGUGCUAUAUUCGAUGAGAUAGCGUUAGAAGGCUUGGAUGGCGUCACCUUACCAUGGCUUUGGAUCCUGCUGGAGAGGCGCUUACAAUGCGGAUCGCCGCUUCCUGAGAAGCUACAGCAACAGGUGUGGACGCUGCUGUUGCGUUCGCCGGACAAAGUUGAGUUCUUUGAGCUGCAGGCGGAACGUCCUCUAUUGCCGUUUUAUGAUCGCAGCAAAGACCUGGACUCGGAUGUGGGUCUGCCCCUGGUGCCAAAGACAUGUCCCUUUCUGCGUUUGCCGUAUACUCCAAUUCAGGAAGGUCACAUCAUGGGUAACUGCGCCGAUUUCAAGACACGAAAAGCCAUUCAUGUAAACAGAUUACACAAAAUGACGGCAGUAGAAGCCAUUGCACACUGGAAUCAAAGAAUGGUCAUAGUGGCCAGCCAGGAGCAGCGUUUGACGGCACUUAAGCCUCCCAAUGUCUUAGUACCAUUUUCUUUGACCCUUCAGCAAUACAUUUUCUUGGAGUGCGUUGGACGUUCACGAUUUAAUGGCGAACAAACAGCGGGUACUUGGUCUCUAAUCAACUAUUUCAAGGACUCCAGCCUUAUAUUCUACACAAAGAACAAAUUAAUGAUGCAGGGCAUGGUCAGUGCCCAAUCCUAUAUAGAGCGUUUAAACAACAGAAGCGUUUGCUCGGUGCUGGUGAUGCUGCCACGCUUCUUUCAUCUAUACAAAAGUCAUCCGCAGCGAGUGAUGGAGAAGUUGUAUAUGGAAAUUCAGUUGCGUCCGAGUCAUCAAAUUCCUGUCUCCGAAAUACCAGAUCAUCUGGAGGAACUUACUCCCUCGCAGAUAAAGAAGCUGACGCAGUCCCAUGGAUUUCGCAAAUUCUAUGAGACAACACAAGUACGUCUACCCGUCGAAGAACCUGGUAAAGAUUCAACAAAAAUGCGCACUGUGACUGUGCUACGCUUGCGCAAUCCUCAACUGAAGUUCGAUGAACUUACUCAAUUAGACGCGGUCAACGAGGGCAAAGAGGAAAAGACAUCUCCCGAGUUCCUUACCCAAAACCAUGCCUAUUUGGAUAUGCCCCUGGAACUUGAAUGCCUGCGUGCCAUUACGCGCUUCGGAUCGCGUGGAAUGAGCACAGUCGAAUUGGCCCAGUACGUGGCCGUCAAUACAAUUACCGCGCGAGGUUGCCUUAAGUAUUUGAGGCGUGAAAAUCUGGUCAAUGAAUUUACCGAAAAUGUGGGCAAGACUCGGAUUAUACGUUAUGUGGCCGGUAUACAGGCCGCUGCUGAUGUGAAUCUCAAGCAGGAGCUACUAGAGAAGACGGUGCAGGAGCUGCAGUGCCAGGAGAAGCCCACUAUGCCGAAAAAUAUGGACAUUGUGAUGAGUGACCUGCCCGAAAUAACUGCCACUAUUCAAGAGAUGACAUUCAAACAGAAGGACAAAAAAACGGACAAAGAAACGCAACGAUUGGUGGAACGGAAAAAGUUGGUUGUACAGCAAAUUGAUCAGAAAUGCGUUAUGCAUUCCUACGAACUGCAGAAGGGCAUAAGUCAGGUGGAGCACGAUGUUGGCAACCAGGAGACCAUUUGCCGCAAGUCGUUGUACCGCAUACUGCAGAGGAUGCAAUCGGCGGGCAUAGUGAAUGUGUAUGAGGUGACGCUGCAAUAUAAUCAACGAUUGCGUCUCUAUCGACUCGUCACGCAUCCAAAGAUCGACGUGGAGCACGAGCAGUUGAAACGCGAGGUGUUGCGUCUCAAGAGUAAUUUCCAUAUAAAUGAUGAGGAACGAUUGACGCGUACCAGCCAGGUGAACAACAUGAAGAAGCGCAAGGAGCUCUUGGCGGCUAAAAAACAACAACAGAUUGGCAAAUCCAAGCCAAUGGUGCCUAAGCUGCUGUUGGCCUGCAUCCUGCACGAGUUUUUCUUCUACGUGGUGUGCGAGCAGGAGCGAGACCAAAAGCCGCUGCCAAUGUGUCCGGAGCUACUGCAGCAUUGGCAAUGUGCGGAGCCAUCACUGAUGACGCGACAGUAUCUGGAUGAAUGGCAGACCGACGAGUCUCAUAUUUUGCCGUAUACGGGUGAGAUUAGCUGGCGCACAUUUAUACCACCGUUGCCGGUCUACGAAAAUAAACCCGGUGGAUGGUUCUACUUUAUGGAUGCAAUGGAACGCAUGCCCCUUUCCUUAAUGAUGCGCAUUUUUCGCAUUGAACGCGACUUUGUGGAACAGCUGCGUUCACAUCUGCAGCAUCCAGUGCGUCAGCAUUACCUACUGCGUCAGCUUAAAAAGCACAAUCUGAUACCACGCUUGCGGCAGCAACAACUCUUCCUGGCUACAUUGCGUCUGCUGAACAACAUGGGUCUGAUUCAGGUCAGCGAGAGCCAGUUGGGACGCGACGAAUUGCAGCGUUGGGUGUACCUCAAUCGGCGCAGCUGCCUGCUGGACACAACCACUAGCAGUGGCCACAACUACAAUCGCAUCAGCGACGAGCGCACCUAUGAGGAGCUCCAAUUUGAAUUCAACACUCGCGAACAGGUCUCUGAUUAUUGGGCCAAACUGCAGCACUUGUGCAUCUAUACAAAACUCGGAUUCCUCAAGCACAGAGAACGUAGGGCUGGCCCCAAAAAUAAAAUGCGUCUUCCUCUGUUAACCUUUGUGCGGACUGUCGAUUUUGAGGAAGCUUUGGAACUAGACGAUGCCAGUGUGCCGGGUGAUCGUAAGGGUGCCGCUGGACUGAGCUCUCUUCUAUUUGCCCAUCAGUUUCGUCAUUGGUCCUGGGUAAAGCGAACGGCAACUGCCGCCAGCAAAGUGUCAGCUUUGUCCAUCUCUGGAAAGGCGUCGGCUACGUUGCCCGUUCGCAAACACAUCAGCCUGAAGCGACUGAAACCGAUUCCCAAGAUGCACCUGCGAAAGGCACUCGGCACCAGUUCCAUGGCGGAAGCACGAAGACGCAAGAACGGACCCAGAGAUGACGUUGAUCGCGAUGCUCUGCGGAACAUGCGCACACUGCGCGUCACCUGGACAGCGGCCGAGGAUCGACUAUUAAAAAUGGGACGCGCUGUCUAUUUGUUCAUUGAUGCACCAUUGCUUACACUGCCGCUUUGCAAUGUGGGCAGCAUUUCGGAUGUGAUACGCCAGUAUUUGGGUAUCUGUAAUAAAACGACACAGGCUUGUGUCCGUCGGCUGCAGUUUCUCCUACGGAAGAAACGUGACCAGCCCGAUGUGCCCAAUUGGAUUUAUACGAUGCAAACGCAACCAGAGAUUAAUACCAUUUACAAUGAACGAUUCCUGGCCGAGCUAAAGCGGGAAUACCCUUUGCGCAGCGAACAGAGCGAAGCGCUUCUAAUUCACUUUGUUAUCCUAUUGGGAAAGCUUCAUCGUAUGAUCAACAGUGCUGACACCAUACGCCGUCAGUUUAUCUUGCCCGAUACUAUGGAGGAUUAUCAGCGGCAGUUUAGGGAGUGCAUACCACUAAAUUCCGAUGUGGAGCAGGAUCUCUAUCCAAAUCCGAGCUGUGAAACCGAACUCCAGGUGAUCGUUGCCCUUGGUGUGUUGCAUAGUAUUCUAUGUUGUGCCAAGGACAAGACACUUUUCAAUCUCCAAGCCUUUGAGAUCUACAAGCACUUCUCCGAGGAUGUACUCAAUGCGGCCUUCAAUAAGGCGCGUGCGAAUUCGCUCGUGGUAGCUGUCAAGCGUCGGAACAUUCAACCAGUCAGUCGACAGGUUUCGGGGCCGGCACAUACCCUCAGCUCCAAGUACAAGUGUCGUCUGAUCUUCCAGAAGCUUGGAUAUAUCCUCUACGAUACGUACCAUUCCUUUGAGCAGCGUGUCCAUCAACAGAAUGCGAUUGACUCCCUUCAACUGGCUUCUCCCAACUUUGCCCAAUUGCUGCUCUUAGGCGAGUGGAUGGCAAAGAACCGAAUAAAUCUGAACCUGCAGUUGCCCAGCAAUAUACUCACCGUGGACACGUCGAGCAUGUCGCGACCGUGUGGCUCCUCCACAGAUCGCAUACUCGAUCAUUACAGUAGCAUCUUUGACAAUGCCCCGCAAACAGAGUACGCCAAGCGGCUUGAGAGCGAGUGCAGUGCUCGUCAGGCGGCUCGGGUUCGCUUCCGUCCGGCGAAUCUCACCUACCGGCUGCAGUGCAGCGUCUACAAUGAAUUGUCUAAGCUGCCGCUGCGCGCUAUGCAUUUCUUUUGUGCUUUGGACGCACUUGGUCAGUCGGUGAACAUUAGCUGUGCACGCCUGGAGCAGGGUGAAUGCCCAUUUGGCUGCAUUAUGCGCAGCGGCAACUAUUUGAAUGCCGUGGAGCGCAUUACUUACGAGCAUCGUGCCUUCCUAAAGCUACUGGUUGCCGAUGCUUUACCACAAACACAGCUGCAACUUCAGCUGGAAAACUCAACGGCGGGAAGCACAACGCUCACUAUGUCGACAUCCAAUCUGCUAACAGUGAUCCAACAACUGGAGGCUUACUGGCGUCAGCAACAGCACCAGGAGGAGUGCAAGGAUCUGGGUAAAGCAUUAGCCGAACGAACACUCCAUAAUCUCACUGACUGGCGUACUUUGUGCACUGGACUGCUCGACUUUGAGGCAGGCAAACAGGACGAGGAGCAUACGCAGGAUUACGAGCCAUCGCUUAACAAGGAGGAGCGUGCCAGAGCCCAGGAUGUCCUUGUUGUACAUCUGCCUACAAUUCACUUGAAGAUUAAAUCCGAGCAGUCGAAGGAAGAGCUGCAGACUAAGUACGCCCAACUACGCAAGGCAGGGCUGGAUAAAGUGACCAACUAUUCCUACUGGCGUUAUACGGAGAACACGUUUGAAACGCUGUUGCCGACUCUGAAAGCGAAGGAUUAUGAUGCCAGUGCCAUUCAGCAUAUGGAAGAGAUUCUGGGAUACGUUGAGCAACGGCCGCUGGGAGUGAUGGGUACGGAACUGCGACGAAUUUUUCCGUUUGGCAAGUUCCUGUUGGAUGCGCUGCAUGAACUGGAGGCGCACGAUCUCAUGAAGCGCGUGGGCGUGGCCAGUCACAUGUAUGUACAUAAGAAGCACAUGCGUCACUGGGUGGUGCACACUUUUCACAUCAAGCGAUUGGAGAGAGAGCGAGUCCAAGAGCUGGUUGCUGCCUCGCCGGCAACGCCUCAAGGAGUGCUCGGCAGAAAGCGGAAGGCGGCACUGGACAAAUCGGAGCAGCCUUGCACCAGUAAACAGGCAAAACUGGAAUUGGAGCAGCCAAGGGGCAGUGAGGACUCCGAUAGCAAUGACUCAAUAGUCUUUCGUCGCUCUAGGCGUGUUGAGAUUAAUGCAAACAAACCGAAAGCUCAGGGUGCCAAGCCAACCCUUGCCAGCGUAGAGGAAGUGAUUGUAAUGCGACCUCAGCCCUGGAUACGUGUAAAUGGCUCCCUUAAUCGGCGCGUCCUCGAUCGCUGGCUGGGCGUCGUACUGAGUGAGUGCAUCGCACGAGCAGGCUGUACGGUGCACAGUCUGUUCCUGCGCUUUCCCCAUCUGCAGCCAGUGGACUUAAUGCUGCUGCUGGAGCUGUUGGGCGAUCUGGAUUGCAUACAUCUUAUGGAAAUGGAGGUACCGGCAGUGCAUGUGGAGAACACAUACGAUAUGGAAUUGAAGGAGCAACUUGUCACAGAGCUGUACGAUCCCAUCUACACCUAUGUUAAGGUCCACUGUGAUGCCAUUAGCGGUCUGACCAACUUUAUAGGUACUAAACAGUAUAGCUCCGAGUUUAUCUAAGCGCGAAUUCCAUCAGAUUUUCAACUCUUCCCUAAUUUUUAAUAAUAAAUUAUUAUUUUUUGAAAUAAGAGAUGUGUUUGAAAACUUAACUGUAUUACCAAGAUUAUAAUGCUCGAUUUACAUUAGUUGACUACCAUGUCAAUGAUUUACCCAUAAUCGUUCCUUGGCAUUAGCUGGUGCGAAUAUACUUAUGUUAGUAACUAAGUGUUUACUUUUUUGAUCAGUAUAAAGUCAAUAUCUGUCUUUUUGAAGAUACAAACAGAUCUAGGAGUUCAUAAGAGUUAGAAACACCUAAUUUGGUAUUUAAACUCUUCAAAUGUUCAGACAAAUCAAGAGUAUUUAAAACCUCAUGAAACUUUUGUAAACUCUUCUAACUUAGUGUUCAAGAAUCAUUUAUAAAAGGAAGAAGCAAAA